Molecule: messenger RNA, 3139 nt
Organism: Ostrea edulis (European flat oyster)
Lineage: Eukaryota; Metazoa; Mollusca; Bivalvia; Ostreida; Ostreidae
Exons: 8
Coding region: 23-1099 (358 amino acids)
Source: RefSeq, a predicted model, not a curated record
UUGAAUUUGAGAGUAAGAGAAAAUGAGCCGUCCUCUUGAUCCCGACUCACAGUCUGAGAGAAUCUUCAGUGACGAUGAUGGUAAUGAAGAAGAUUCCUUCAGUUUGAACCCCUUGUCCGCACAACAGGCACACAGGGCUAGCUCCCCAUCCCCAAACGCCAUGAAAAGACGACGGAUUCUGCCCGCCAUCUUCGAUUCAUCGGGGGAAGAGGAAAAUGAUGAGGAACAUUCACAGGCACGUCGUUUUAAUGGAAUCUUAACUUCUACAAUUACUUUAUAUGAACUCCAGAAUACUCCAACUUUAGAGAUGUGCACCUGGGUCAGAGAGAGGGAGGGAGGGAGGGAGGGAGAAGGUGUGGGUGGGUCAGCUAUAAGAAAUAUUUUGGAGAAAAUCCUUCAAAAACAGGACGAAAUCCUGAAAAGACUAAAAGCGCUAGAGAAAAGAGAACAAGAGGGAGAAGAGAAACCAGUUGAGGAGAAAAUUACUGUACCACCUAGUAUACGUAAUGCAAUCAGAGAUGGAUACAGUGAUGGUCAGAAAAGGGGAUAUACCUGGAUGUUUGACAACAAGAAGCAACAUGAUGAUGAGAAUACAGAUAUGAGUAAUCAUAUCUCAAUGUUUGUAAAAGGGCUGAAUUCUGAUGUUGAAGAGAGAGUCAUUCAGUGUGGUAUCAAGAGGUAUUUCCUGUCUAAAAGACAGGAAUCUGUGCUGAAGUCAAAGAAUAAACAUGAAGAGCAGAAAGCAAAAAGAGUGAUGUAUGAAAGAAAGAAGGAGAAAGCAAAAAGGAGAACACAGGCAUUAGAAGAAUUGCAGAGAAGAGGUUGGCAGACCGAGCAAAGAAGAACCCAAAUCAAAAAAGUAUUAAAAGUUGAUUUUACUUCAAGUGAUGAGGAGUGCGAUGAUGGGUUCAUCACACAUCCUCCAUCUUGGCAGAGCGACAUCUUUGCGAAGGUGAAAUCAAAACUUGAUAGAGUAUUUCUAGAGAUAUGCUCCACAAAGAGUAGGAGGUUAAUGCAGAAGCGAACUAUAGGGUCUUCUCAUGCCAAAUCCGUACCCAACUACCCAGAAGAGUGCUCAUGGAUCGUUAAUAAAGACUAAAAUGUAAAGAAAUUUCAUUGUCAUAAGUAGUCAUGUUUAGUAUUCACAUUCAAACUAAAUUCUUUAUAAAAACUACAUUAUAAAAAAAAACUGUUUUGAUUAAGGCAAAAAAAUAAAAAAUAAUAGUUUCUCAGGCCAAAAAUUUCAAAUUUUGAUGAGGCAGGCAGGUAUUUUUUUUUUUAUACUUGGCUGUAGAAUGAGUUAUCUUUUCUUUUUAAUGUUGAUUGUAGAAUGAGUUACUUUUUCUUUCUCAUAUAUAGAAUAAGCAAUGGAAUAUGGGAUUUUUAUUUUUAUAAAAAAAAAGAAUAGCUUCACACAUUACUUACUAUUAAAUGUAUUCUAUUAUUCUUAAACAUUUGCACAUAAAUGAGUUUGCAUUCAAUAAUUAUUUAAACAAAAGAUACUUACAUAAUCUUGUUAAAACCUUUUAGAAGGUUUACAUAAAUAUCUAUAACAAAAGAGUUACCUCAUUUACAUAAAUAAACAAAUAUAAAUUGAAGAAAAAAAAAUUCAAUGCGGUACCUUUUCAAUGGAUGUGACAGGGCUUGAGAAACUAUUGAUUAAAAUUUUUUUUGGCCUAAAACACUCACUUUUACUUCAUCCUUUUAUUAGAUCACCUGAAAUGAAAGCUCAAGUGAGAUUUUCUGAUCACCUAUUGUCUGUUGUCUGUCUGUCUAUAGACUCACAGUUUCCACUUCUUCUCAAGAACUACUGGACCAAUUCGUAGGUUAAAGAAAUCCAAUGGGCUCCAGAACCACUAGGCCAUACACCUCUACAAGGGGAAAUAAUAACUGAAUGAUGAAUUUUUGGUGGUUACCUUUGAAUUUUUUUUUCUGAACCAAGGUACUAAUAUAAUUGAUCAAUUGCUCAAACUUGUUUAUUGCUCAGGUGACCGACGUGGCCCAUGGACCUUUUGACACGUUUCCCAAAUGUAUUCCUAUAGUUCGUUUCUGCAUUAUAUAAAUAAAUAUAUAAUUGUAUAUGUUUUUAAAAUUUACGUUUUUUUUUUGUUUUUUUUUUUUGAUCUGUCAGGGAAAAGAAGCAUUUAGUAAUAUCUUUGGCCAAGUUUGUUUGAACCAUUUUUUGAUAUGCUUAAUUAAUUCAAAACUUUCACACAUGGAUGAUUAUAGAAUUGAAAGGGAAUUUUUUUUUACCCUAUGUCUGCAUAUUAGAUACAUGUAGAAAAUUACAAAAUAAUACUGCUUUUAAAAUAAAUGGUUUAGCUCAUCUUUUCUCUGCUUCACAUAGAGUAGAUUAAGGAAGUGUAUAUAUUUUACUACUACAUGUAUGUACUAUGAAUAUGUUUAUAAAAGUGAGAAGGUAAUUUUGUUAUAUAGUUUAUGUUAAAUUUUUUAUUGUAAAUAUAUGAUACUGUUCGAAAUAAAGAGGUAAUAGUAUUUAUUAAGAAAUGUUAACUGAGACACUCUUCAUAUGUAAAACAGUGUCAGUAUCAGAUGGCAGCAUGCUCUGAAACAUUUCUGUAUUUAUGUACAAGCAGAAUAUAAGUCUUAAAAACUCAGGAAUGUGUGUGUGUGUGUGUCACUUUUAUAUCCUAUUUUUUCUGCAUUUUAAAUGGUUGUGAAUUGUGAAAACAGUUUUGCUUUGAAUAAAAUAUCUAUAUUUACAUGUUCACGCAAUGUUCAGGUUUUCAUUGCAGAAUUUUACACUUUAUGAAAAAGUAUGAUUGGAAACAUUUUAAUUUAUGGAGUGAGUAUGGAAUAAGCCAGGAAUUUUAAUUUGAUUGUCAAUCAAUAUGCAUUAUUUGCACUUGUAUUUAUUGAUUCUAAUUUAUAAACCAUUAGAUUGUUUUGAUUGAUUUUGCACCAAUACAUGAGUAAAUUAUGAUCUAGAUAUAUUUAAUGUUAAAAUGUAAAACUAAUGUGGAGAUGUGUUUUAUAAAAUAUGACUGUGUAUCGAAGUAAAAAAAUAAAGCACCUUUAAAGUAUAAACAGUGACAUUUUGUUCUUCAGAGAGUUUAAUAUUGAAAAGGGAACCUGUUGGUGCAAAUGUUGCAAGCAAAAGCAACAAAAAGUGGGUAUU